Gastrolobium bilobum is the source of this 621-nucleotide messenger RNA. RefSeq lists its product as uncharacterized. NCBI's taxonomy places the organism in Eukaryota, Viridiplantae, Streptophyta, Magnoliopsida, Fabales, Fabaceae. The transcript has a single exon. The record is from RefSeq and is a predicted model, not a curated record. The coding region runs from base 1 to 621 and encodes 206 amino acids.
AUGGGCAGAGUUUACACGCUAGAUCAACAUGUGGCGGACCAGGCAGCUGAACUAGUUAAAGGUAUGAUCUAUAUCUGUGGUGAAGACUUAGCUGUCUUAUUUGACUCGGGUGCUACCAACUCCUUUAUCGUCGACUAUGUGGCGAAAGCGUUUGACUUAUUCACUGACAGACUGCAAGUCCCAAUGCGGAUCACCACUGCAACGGGGGAAGUUACCAAGACAGAUCUCAUAUGUAGAGAUGUCGAAUUCAUAUAUAAAGGAAAGAAGUAUAAGCAGGAUUUCAUAGUACUCCCCAUCGUCAAAAUUAAUUUAAUUCUGGGGAUGGACUGGCUCGCCAAACAGCGAGUAGUGAUUGACUGCGACAAUCGCAGUACAAGCAUCGACAAGGAAGGGGUGGAGAACUCACCUCCCGAAGAGGGAGAAUGCACCCUCAUGUUGAUAGGUAACCUCGUGGGAGCAGGAGAGAUACCACUGACGAAUAUUCCAGUGGUCAAGGAGUUCGAAGACGUUUUUCCCGAUGACAUCACCACUUUCCCUCCAGAAAGAGAAGUACAAUUUUCCAUCGAACCGGUACCGGAACGGGACCAAUUUCAAUUGCACCCUACCGCAUGUCACCCUUAG